Molecule: messenger RNA, 1043 nt
Organism: Chironomus riparius
Lineage: Eukaryota; Metazoa; Arthropoda; Insecta; Diptera; Chironomidae
Source: the annotation of a GenBank genome assembly
ACGCAGUACAAGUUGAUCGCUCUUUCAACCUACACAUUUGUUCUCAUUCGCUGCAGUUUUUUUUUUGUUUCUAAGUUUCUUUAUUUUUUAAAAUUUCUUUAAGUUUUUAUUAUUAAAUAAUGUGAUAAGUUGUUAGCUAGUGUUUUGUGUGUAUCGUGACUUGAAAAUUUACUUAAAAAUUCCAAAAAAUUAGUAUCUGCUGAAUAAUAAAUUUCUGGAAAAUCAAGUGCAAAAAAAUUAUUAAUGCGAAACAAACAUCAAAAUUGAGAAUUCGAGUGACUGUCUCUCAUUUUUUAAAUAAUGCUCUCUCGUUGUGUUGUAGUUAUUGCCUAUAUAGGAUUAAGUUUAUCAACAAUUGCUGUCCUGACAGCUAUUGUCUCGAUUUACAACCUUGAUCAAUACAUCACGACAACAUACACGCCAAAGUCGGAGGAAGCAUUUCUCUACUAUAAAACAGCUGGAUUAAUAUUCCUGACUGCCUUUGCUACAGUUAAUUUUCUGAAUCUUGCAUCAUGCAUAUCAUUAAUAGUAGGAACACUCCAGAAGAAAAAGAACUGCUUACUACCAUAUCUUGUGCUUACUUCUCUAUACAUAAUUUUGUAUUUAGGACUCGGAUCGUGGUUUUUCAUGAAGACUGAGAAUGAUGCCUUAAGAAAUGGCAUUGUAACAAUCGUUGUUUUUGCUAUCAACGUUUAUUGUUUAAUCAUUGUUACAUCACUAUAUCGUUUAUUGAAGCUACGUGAAGAGAAUUAUCCACAAUUUUUACGUGAAUCAAAUCGCCAGCAAUACCAAACGCCACAUUAUGAGACAACCUACGUAAAAAUUCCUUGAGAGGAACUGCAACACAAUUAUUCGUCAUUCAUGCGACAUUGAUAUUGAUUGCAUAUGUACGAUGAUCUACUUUUAAUGCCUCAUUAUCAUCUCCUUAACAAUAGAUGAUAAAAACAUGUAUAGCCACAAGAGAUGUGAAACGCCAAAUAAAAUAACUCAACUUGAUAUUGAUAUUUAUUAUCUCUCGCUUCUAUUUUUGUUUUACAUUUUUU